AACAAUAAACACCAACGAAGAAGUCCUCCAAACGCCUAAGGGACCUUUUCCCCACCGGUCCCACGUGUUUAAUGCAUUAUUAUUUCGUUGUCAUUCAUUCGGGACGCGAAAACGUAUCCAUUGUUUUCGCUAGAAAUGUUAUUUUAAGCUCGUAUGCGUUUUAGGUGUAUAUUUCUAUUUUGCCUAAACAGAAAAUACGAGCUUUUCUUUGGCCGCAGCUAGCUUAGCUAGCGUUAACGGUUGUGUAGCUGAUUUGCGGACAACCACAUCUGAAUUAGUGGGAAACUAGACUAAAGUUUGCUUUUUGGAUGAACAGUGCAGUCGACACAAAUAUGAUCAAGGAAAAUCGGUGGAAUAUUCCCCCAAACGCUCCGGCGUGCAUGGAGAAGCAUCUGUGCGCGGCUCAGUACCGAGCAGACGGCACGCUGCUCCUGGGCGCCUCCAGCCUCUCGGGCAGGACCUGGCAGGGGUCUGUGUGGAUCUACAGGGAGCCUGAGCAGGCCCCCAGUGAGGGCUUCUGCAGGGCUGGCGUGCAGACGGAGGCAGGGAUCACUGAUGUCAAAUGGGUCACUGAGAAGGCCAUUGUUGCUGCUUCAGAUUCAGGUGCUCUAGAGCUCUGGGAUUUGGCAGAAGAUGAGCGGCUGCUGGUUAGUCGCUUCACCAAACACGAGCACGACCACAUCGUGACGACCGUGAGCCCCACUGGAGCAACCGGCGCCGUCACCGGCAGCAUGGACUGCAGGAUUAAAGUGUGGGAUCUCAGUCAGGAAGCAGCUGUGACCACCUACAACAUUCACACUCGGCCCGUCAGCUGUGUGACCUGCAGCCCAACAGAUCCGUCCCUCUUCGUCUCCUGUGGCCAAGACGGCCGUGUGCUGAUGUGGGAUAUGAGGAAACCAGAUAAACCGGCCUCCAGGAUAGAAAUCAACCCUGCCAGCUGCUCCCCCACCGUUGUGGCUUGGCACCCCCACCACAGGAGUACAAUAGCUGUUGGCGAUGAACUGGGCAGUGUCCGGGUGAAGGAUUUCCUGGGGACAGAAGCCUCUCGGGUGGAGCAGGUUCACUGUCGCAGGGUUAACGGGCUCGCCUUCUCCACCCACAGCGCCUCGUUUCUGGCCUCAGUCAGCGAUGACGGCUCUCUCGCUGUUCUGAACUCUGACCUUCAGGAAAUACAUCGAGAUCGGCGACACCGGGACUUUGUCAAAGGUGUGUGCUGGCGCCAUGGCGACUCCGGCAGCCUCACCACUGUGGGCUGGGAUCAUCUCGUUCUGCACCACACAGUGGAUCCAGCAGCUGGACCUGCUAACCCCUAACAACUUUGUGGGAGUUUCUGUGUGGAUUUUCAUAGGUCCUUCAAGUGUUGAUUUCUGUAUCUUUAAAUGCACAUUUCAGUCAAACGGCUGCACAUUUUUUAUUUUGGAACUAAGCACAGGAAGACGUUUUUCCACCACUCUGACUCCAGGUGGCAGUAAAACGCCUUUAAAUGCUUUCAGUUUUGUUCUUUUCUGCCGGACUCCUGUCUCACAUGUGUACAACCUGAGGUGGGGGGUGGGGGUGGGGAGGGCGAUGAGUGAGAAUGUUCUAUAGUUUGAAAAGAGUUCUGCAGCAUCUUAAACCCCAAAGGGACCUGAUCACACAGAAGAGCACCCUCAGGCUGAUUUGGUUGAAUGGACAUUUACGUACCGUGACCUCAUUCUGAGAAACAUGCAGUCAUCAUUUCUCCCGCGUGUCGACUGCCAUACUGUAACACAUUUAUUAUCCUCUGUUUAUUGCAUCCUUUCACAAUAAAAGCUGUCCAAAGACA
Messenger RNA from Oryzias latipes (Japanese medaka), 1804 nucleotides. RefSeq names its product WD repeat domain 77 (gene wdr77). NCBI's taxonomy places the organism in Eukaryota, Metazoa, Chordata, Actinopteri, Beloniformes, Adrianichthyidae. The record is from RefSeq and is a predicted model, not a curated record. Gene Ontology annotation, biological process: oocyte axis specification. Gene Ontology annotation, cellular component: methylosome. Gene Ontology annotation, molecular function: protein binding.